UAUCAAUUUUAGUGGUCAGUCUGACUAUUUCGUGGCGCUUUCUCCUCGCUCCUCCACCCUGCUCACACCUGCCUCGACUGCUUAUCCUCGCAGCUGCACGUUCUCCGCUGAGCUUCGAAGAAAACUGCAGAUCGAUCUCCGAGUCUGUCCGCCGUCACCGCGCGCUUUCGUUCAUCCUUUUCGCUCCCCGUCUCUCCCUGCGCGGCUGCGUGGUUGCAUCGUGACCAUGUUCGGGGUGCUUUUCCCCAAUCGCAGCUUCCCCUUGGACGUGUCUCGUUUUAAGCAGGUCGAUACCUUCCACUGGGUCCUCGAGAUGAACAUGUUCGUAGGCGACGCGUACGACCAGGUGAAGGAGAUCUGCAUCUUCCUCCUCACCGAGGCCGCAUUGCCGCCCGACCGAGCCCUCGCCGUCUACGUCCAGUCGCCCGGCUCGCAGUUCGAAUACCGCGGAGCCGUCCACGUCGGAUGUCCGUCAGCCGUCCUGCCGCUCCUCUGGCCGGCCGCCGCCAUUCCUACCGGCGCUGUCCUGCCACCGGGCGGCGUCCCUCCGACAGCGCAGAUCGGCAUUUCAGUGGAGCCCCUCGCUUCGCUACCGUUGCAGAACGUCGGGUGGCAGAAGCGGGUGGAGGAGAUGGCGCUUAAAGUGGGGCAGAACCUGUUUAACUACAUGCAGUCGUUUAGUACAGUGCAGGGUAGCAUGCUGCUAGUACCCUCGGAUAUUCUGGACCGGUGGUUCAAGAAGUUUCAGGAUAAAGCCAAAGUUGAUCCGGAUUUCCUCAACCGCUUCAAUGUAUAGCCUGGCCUGCAUUCUUGGAGCAUCUGUCAAACAUGUGUAUCUCUUAUAGUUUGCAUAGACUGUAUA
Messenger RNA from Closterium sp. NIES-67, 862 nucleotides. Lineage: Eukaryota; Viridiplantae; Streptophyta; Zygnematophyceae; Desmidiales; Closteriaceae. The record is from the annotation of a GenBank genome assembly.